GUUCAAUGGAUGAAUCAGAUAAAAAAGUCUUUUACGAUUCACGAAUUUUGUUUUGAUGAAAUUUUAAAAUCGCUAGACGCGAAGUAAUUUGUAGAACUCAUAAAAUAAAACAAAAGUUAACUUGCUAGUUAGCGUAAGUCAAAGCAAACGUAGUUAGUUCGUUAUUUAUUUGUUACCAUUAAAAGUGGAGAAAGUCUUCUGUGUAGUUUUUAGUGUAUUGUAAUAACUUGAUUAAAUUAUGGGUGAUAUCAUAGAAAUCACAACUUGGCCAAAACACAGGCAUAUCUUUUAUAAAGUAAACAGUAGCUCAAUAAAUUUUGAAGUAAAAGCAGAUAAUGCUGCAGUGGGACUUGCUAAAGAAGCUGGAAUGAAAUGUGACUAUUGGGUUGUCCUUGGAGACAGAUCAUUCAUUCAUGCACCGAAUAGCGGUAUUCAAUAUGCACAUACGCCUAACAUAAUCAGCAAUAGUGAAUAUCGUCAAUUUUCAAUAUCAUGGUCUAAAAACGGUGUAUGUUUGGGCCAAAAUGGGGAAUUAGAACCCAUUAUGAAACUGGAGUGCAAAGAACAAAAUUUUAAUUAUUUCACAUUUUCUAUGCACAGAAGUAUAGCACCUGCACACUGGAGGUUUGAAUUACCACCGCCCGAAAUAAAACGUCCCCUAAAGACAGUAGAAGGUGGGAAACUUCAAUGGAUUAAAUAUGAAGACAGUAUGCCUAAGAAUGCAGUUUGUGGGGGACAUGAACACGAAAUGUUGUUUGUAGCGAGGGGCGGUGUGCGAGGAUCACUAACACCUGGAAAGUAUGUGUCAUCCAAAGCAGCAGUCUUCGUUCCAUGGGGAGGUACUACUUACAAAUUGACAAAUGUUGAGAUAUUGUGUGGCUAUGACUGUGUUUGGACGCCAUCAUGGGCUGAUAACAUUCCUGUCGGCGCUGUUGAGGCUGGUUACUCUGAGGUCGACAGGGAACCUCUGUAUGUGGGCCGAGUAAAGCAUAAUGGGUUCAUUAUACCCGGAAAAGUUCAACCUUCGCACAAAGUUUGCUAUAUUCCCUAUAAAAAUGAAGAAAAGGCCUUCAAAUACUAUGAGAUCCUUAUAGAGCCUAAUCAAUACCCAGGAUUUGCAUAUGAUUCAUUAAUACCGAGCAUCAAAAUUGACAUUGAACCAAACAUAGAUGAUGAUCGAAAUUCCAAUAACUACGACGAAGAAAACGACGAAGGCCAUUACUAUUCAGAGGAUGAUGAAGACUAUAACGCAUAGCUAUAGAUCGUAAUCAUCUUAUGUUCGAAACUCGAAAGUGGAUUUGUCAUAUCGACGCUUGGAAGGCAAACGUGACUAAGCGACAAUAACUGCUUUGUGCAUAAAUGAUAGGUAAUAACCAUAUUUGCGCUAAAAAAAUAUAUUUCUAGGUCUAUUAAAAUCAUUUCAAUCCUACAGCUAGAUUCGUUAAAAUAGUUUUUUUUUUUCAGAUAUUUCAACUUUAAAUUAGUCUACUGUAAAGUUCACGCAUUGUCGCUUAGUCACGUUUGCCUUUCAAGCGUCGAUAUAUAAAAAAAAGUUUUUAUAUUAAUUUAUAACAUUUAGAAUUGUUAGUAAUCUAAGUGAAACAUUAAGUGACCUUAACAUUAAUAACAUGUCUGAUUCGAGAAAGAAUUUUCAGUACUAACAAACAUGAUGCCAUAAGUAAUCAUAAUAGAUAUUAUGAUUAUUUUACAUUAAUGUAAAUAUAUGAUCCAAAACUAUUGAGACGGACUCUGUAAAAGUGUGUUAUAACUUAGGAUUUGUAAGAUAAAAUAAAUAUUUUAUUUAUAAAUAAAA
Molecule: messenger RNA, 1813 nt
Organism: Bombyx mori (domestic silkworm)
Lineage: Eukaryota; Metazoa; Arthropoda; Insecta; Lepidoptera; Bombycidae
Exons: 5
Coding region: 239-1255 (338 amino acids)
Source: RefSeq, a predicted model, not a curated record